UCAGUGUGUGUGUGUGUGUGUGUGCGUGUGUGUGAGUGUGUGUUGGUGUGCGUUAAUACCAAUUAUCGACCAAAUACAAAAGGCAAUUUCCCGGACCCGCGGGCCCAUUAACUUCUUCCUAUUUAUUUUUUUUAUUCUUGUUGUAAUUGUUGUUCUUUUGUUUCCUAUGGAAAUUGACCAACAAACGGCAACGUUUAUUAACUGAGGCAGCCGCUCGAAACCCGCCAAAAACAGCAGGCUAAAAAACAGAGCACCGCAAACUCAGUUAUGCACUCAAAAGUGCAACCACAGCAGCAGCAGCACCACCACCACAAUAAACCACCAACAGCACACAAAUAGCAUUUUGCAGUCAUUUACUUAGAAAUCGAAGCACGAGUACAAAACAGCCAACAACAAGCACAGCUAAUAUAAAGCCACAGAUAAGUCGGGUGAAACCAGAACCAGGAAAAACUCAGCUAACAAAAUGGUGGACGACAUUUCGCCCAUGCAUCAUCGUAUGCAAAAAAAGACGCGCAGCGCCUCGAUUUGUGCCACUGGGGCAAGCAUCGAGACAGUCAUCCACAACAUGCCCUCGGGCAGUGCCACGCCCGAGGGCGGCACACCCGGCUACAGACGUCGCCGCCCAGCCACACGCUCCCAAAGUGCACGCAUCACCUCGGGCGCCAGAUCGGUACGACGACGCACCCAGGCGCAGCAGCAGCAGCAGCAACCGCUGCAGGACACACGCUCCUAUUGCACCAGCGAGCCGCGCCUCAGUGAAACAGAGACGCCACCGCAGCGACGUAAGCUCUCCCAACGCCGGCCGCAGCCACACGGGCAUAGAAAAUCGAACGCCUUUCUGGACGUGCCCACAAUGAACAUGCAUCACCUGAGAGUGAACGAUGACGACGAGGAUGUGGAUCGCCUGCGCACAUUUAGUGCAUCCAAAGGAGGCAUCAUCAAUCGCGGCGACUCGUUUCGCAGGCGUCGCUCGCGCAGCAGCAGCCUUGCACCGGUCAGUCCAAUGCAUCCGCGUAAUGCGAUGGCCGCAUUAAAUGGUGGCGGUGGCGGGGGCAGCAGUUUGGGCCUGGGCAGCAACUACAAUGGCGGCGGCAGCACCAAUGGCUUCGCCGAGAGCUCCGCCCAGGACAAUCAUCAGCCGGUGGAAUUCUAUCGCGUGGAGAUGCUCGGCUCCCAGGGUGUGGGCAAACAGGCGCUAGUCUCACAGUUUCGCACCUCCGAUUGCAUCAAUGCGUAUGACGGGCCAGAGUGCGACGAGGCUGAGCAGAAUGUUUCAAUUAUUUUGAACGGCACCGAGUCGGAGCUAAAGUUUCUCACUGGCAAUCCGGACAGCAAGGAGGAACUGGAACAGGCGGAUGCAUUUCUGGUCGUCUAUUCCUGCAUAGACAAGGAGUCAUUUACGCGAGCCAAACAAAUCUUAUCGCGCUUACAGGACAUGGACCUGCUGCGCCAUCGACCCACCAUUCUAGUGGCCAACAAAAUUGAUUUGGCCAGAUCACGCGCUGUCUCAGCGCAGGAUGGCAAGUGCGUGGCGUGCACCUUUGGGGCCAAGUUCAUUGAGGUAUCCGUGGGCAUUAACCAUAACUGUGAUGAACUGCUCGCCGGCACUUUGACCCAGAUACGCCUGAAGAAGGAUCACAAUCUAUUGCAGCUGAAUCCGAAAAAGUCGAAAGACAAAUCUAAAUUUAAAGAUAGCAAAGACAAGCACGUAGAGACUGUAGAAACUGAUAAAUGUCUGACAUUGACUGAUCUUAAGGCCGACGAUGCGGUAGCGGGUCCCAGGGACGGCAGCUCGCCGGCGCAUUGGUACAAGAGUAGGAGCGUAAUGCUGGCCAGCAUGAAGGCGCGACAGAUGCUCACAUGGAUACUGGGAAAGGAGGACUCUAAGUUCAAGCACUGUGAGAAUCUGCAGGUGCUCUAAAGAUGAACUGUAUAAGCAAGCUCAAAAGCUCAACGGCAAAUAAGUAAAACACCAAAAUUCAAAUAAACCUUAACAAAAAAUGCCUAAAAUUAUACGAGUGUAUGUAAGUAAUCUAUGCAUAAAAAAAUAAUAAAUAAAUUAAAUGUAAUUGUAAUUGUAUUUGUAACUCGAUGAUCAAAAUAGUAUGUGAAUAUUUUCUAGAGCCGCAAAACAGAACCAACAAAUUAAAAUAUAACCUUAAAACGUAAACAGGUUUCGAUGUUUCGAUAACCUAUUAUAAAUCGAUUGAUCGCUAAUCGUCUGUUUGUGUAAGCAGCAAUGUCCAACAAUUUGCAUUAUAAAAGCCUGAUAAUCAAAAAUUAAAUCAAAUUUAAUGAAAAAAAAAAAAACACAAAAACAAUA
Molecule: messenger RNA, 2323 nt
Organism: Drosophila grimshawi
Lineage: Eukaryota; Metazoa; Arthropoda; Insecta; Diptera; Drosophilidae
Gene: Rgk3
Product: GTP-binding protein RAD
Exons: 10
Coding region: 464-1921 (485 amino acids)
Cellular component (GO): plasma membrane
Molecular function (GO): calcium channel regulator activity; GTPase activity; GTP binding
Source: RefSeq, a predicted model, not a curated record